AAAACCAAUGAUAAUUAGUAAGAUUGUACAUUUUAAAUAAAAUUAAAAUAUAAUGGUUCUUUGUACUUCCUAUUGUGAGAAACUUGUAAAAAAUAAACAGUUUUAAGAAGGCAUAAUUUAAGAUAGCAGCAAAAAAUACAAAGAUUCAUUUGAGAUGAGACACUUAACUUAAGACAAUAUUUGCGAUGUUGCUUUCGUUGUCUUGCAUCAACAGCCCACUUAAUUUGAGAUUGCCUCCAGACAUUGAUCAAACAAGUGUAGAUUAUAAUGCAAACAGACAUGCCAGAGUAUGUACAGAUACAACAUAACUUGAGAUUUCAUUCACUCUUGUUUGGACAUAAGACAGAAUGCAGCUAAUGCUGAUUGAAAAGGUUUUGAUUUCUUGCUUGGUGUUUGGAAUUGUAGAUACAGGAAGAUUACCUACUUGUCCAACUACGUGCACAACUGCGGUUUCAUUUGAACGAUCAGAACCAAGAAUUCUCACUUGUCUCAACGACACUCAAACUAACGUGAGCAGAAUAUGUGAUACAGCAGAAAUACUAAAGACAAGAUCUAGAACUAAAUCGGAAACAUUUCAACAAUGGAGAGGGGAAAUUACAGGACUUAUUCACAAGGCAAGGACGUAUGUGGAAAAUUUGAAGACAAAGAAAGAAGUUUAUAAAAGUCAAGUAGUUCUUAAUGGAAAGUUGAUUAAUUUAUUAGAAAGAAGAAAAGUUGCGAAUCAAGAUUUAAUUGAUCAAGCCCGCUGGACCAUAGAAAACUUACAAGAUAGAUGUUCGCAAGCAGAUGCUCCAACACCUUGUCCAAAACAUGUCACAGGCACAGAUUGUGCAGAGAUAUAUACAUUAGGAGGGAGUGAGAGUGGAAUGUACGUGAUCACUGUUGGUGAUGGAGAGAUUCCUAAACUUGUGUAUUGUGACCAAGAGACUGACGGUGGAGGAUGGACUUAUAUUCAACGACACGUUAAUAAUGACGUUGAUUUUAACAAAGAUUGGAUUCAAUACCAACAUGGGUUUGGAGCUGUGGACUGCGAUGGUAGGACUAACUUCUGGUUGGGUAAUGAAGCAAUACACACUAUGACAUCACAAUCGCACCAGUAUAUGAGAGUAGAUGUGUCAGAUUGGGAUAACAACAGCAGCAGGUAUGCCUUGUACACUCAUUUUCGGGUGGGAUCCAAAGCAACAGACUACACACUAACAGUGGGAGGGUAUCAGGCAGACCCAAGGGGUGACAUUGGAGAUGCAUUUUCUGGUUUCGAUUUUGGUCACCCGGAAGAUAUCGCGAUAACUAGACAACAUGGGAUGAGGUUUACAACGAGAGAUCAUGAUAGAGAUAACUUUGAUGGAAACUGCGCCAAGAAUGAAGGUGGUGGUUGGUGGUACAACAGGUGCUCCGCUGUCAAUCUUAAUGGAAAGAUAUAUGAAGGGGGAGUCUACAAUGAAAGUGCAACAAUAUAUGGGUUCGACAAUGGACUAAUGUGGGGACCAUGGAGGGGGGAAUGGUAUUCACUUAAACAAGCAAGCAUGAAGAUAAGGCCAGCAUCUUUCAUGGCUAACAACACCGAUAAUCAAACCAGCAACUGAACUAUAUAGUAGGGUGGGAAAAGAUGGGACACCUUUUUAUUCUUUUUUCUCAUCUCAUUUGAAAUACGACCCCCGUUGGUCAUUGUUUAAAAUAUGACCAGAAUAUGUGGAUAGUAUGUGCUUAAGUUGUCCCAUCUUACCCCACAGUACUAUACAUGUUAUAUGAACGAAAUUGUUAGCUGCUGUACUGUUACUAAAUAUUUCACAACACUGUUGCUUGCAAUGCUUUUGGAACGAUCACAUACAUCAGUCACUCACAUUACCUAAUUAGG
This is a messenger RNA of Ciona intestinalis (vase tunicate), 1855 nucleotides long. The record is from RefSeq and is a predicted model, not a curated record. Lineage: Eukaryota; Metazoa; Chordata; Ascidiacea; Phlebobranchia; Cionidae.